This is a messenger RNA of Protobothrops mucrosquamatus (brown spotted pit viper), 1335 nucleotides long. RefSeq names its product leucine rich repeat containing 75B (gene LRRC75B). The record is from RefSeq and is a predicted model, not a curated record. Bases 1 to 1335 code for a protein of 444 amino acids. The transcript has 5 exons. NCBI's taxonomy places the organism in Eukaryota, Metazoa, Chordata, Lepidosauria, Squamata, Viperidae.
AUGGAGUGUUGUGAUGUGCCAAGCAACCAGGGGGCUUCGGGGAGACCGGCAGCCUACGCGGAGUUUCCUCGCGCAGAGGAGCGGGCCGCCUCCCCCGGGACCAGAGACGCAGCCGAGGAUCGGCUCCUCCCCGGCUGCGCGCCGCGCGCACGUGCCCGCAAAAACAGAGCCGCCUCCCGCCAGCCGACGGCGGACGGCGGGCAGGAGCCGGAGGGGCCGCGCGGGCAGCGCCAGCCGGGCAGGAGGGCGCCGUCCGCUGCACGGCGCCGCCCGAUCCGAUCCCUCCCCCCGGCCUCCCGGCGCCCCGGNCGCGGAACGAGCCGCCCGGAGGAGCAGCCGCGGCGCCCCGGCCCGGACUGCCGGCUGGCCUCGCUGCUGCUCGGCGCGGAGAAGCUGCCGGCGGGGCUGCGCAAGAGCCGCCCGGCGGCGCCCUACGUGCGGCGGGUGGGCUGGAUCCGCGAGAUCCAGGCCACCCUCCGCGAGCACCGGCACGAGCAGGCGGGGCGGCUGCUGCGGAAGGUAGGCGAGGACCUUGGCCUGGAGGGGACGUUCCUCAAUGACGUGCUCUACAAGAAGGCCACCUUCCUCAACCUGGUGGACCCCAUCUCCCACGACCUCCUGAUGAGCCUGGCCAGAGACCUGCAGUGCCCCAAAAAGGAAUACGAUCCGUGGAAAUCCUCCGACCGGAUCUGCCGGCAGCUGAUCUACCACUUGACUCCACAUUCGAAAUGGCAUCGGUCUGGGCUGCCCCAUCGCAAAUCCCACAGCAGCCUGAAGUGGAGCCUGCACAAGAAGCCCAGCCAAGAAGCCGUCGAUCUCUCUGGGGUCCCUCUCUCCACACGCGACAUCCAGCGUCUGGCCAGCUAUCUGCAGAACAGCGGUGACCACCUUUUCAUCAUAGACCUGAGUUUCACCAACCUGAAGGAUGAGGAGAUGCACUUCCUGAUGCCUUUCCUGUGGUCGUUGCCCAGCCUCACCCACCUCUCCCUUAAUGGGAACCACCUGACCCGAGCCACUGUGAAGGACCUCACCGACGCCAUGAAGGACAUGGCCAAGUUCCCCUCCUUAGCCUGGAUCGAUCUGGGCAACAACGUCGACGUCUCCUCCAUGCCGCAGCCUCUGCUUGUUGGCCUGCGGAAGCGGCUCAGCCAGCAGACCACCCUGCCCACCAUUCACGAGUCCUUGGACUGCGCUUCUGAGGCAUCCAGUGGGCCUGAGACCAGCUUGCUGGAGGAGGAGGAGGAGGAGGAGGGGGAGGAGUUGCUGCUGCAAGGGGAAGAGGGUAUCCCACCAGUGGCCAAGCGCCGCUUCCGCCAGCAGUCAUGUGAAAGAUGA